CAAGACGAUACAAACAUUGAAUAAAUAGGCUAUGUAGUUUAAUUGCUAUGUUUCCUAAAUAAAUGUCAACAAAAUGUAUGAAAAUACCUAUAGUUUCCGGAAUCAGUGUCGCACCUGCUUAAAUCAAAUAAAAGGCUUGCAAGCACUAUCAACAUUUACAGUUGUCGAGCAACUCAAGGAAAUGACUUAUGCCGAAAUACUAAAGGAAGUUGCAAACAUAAAUAUCACAGAGGAACAAAAUUUAGAAAUGCCACAGUACAUUUGUAGCUGUUGUUCCCGAAAAUUGAUGUCCUCCCAUGCGUUCAUCAGACAGGCCAAGGAAACAAAUGCAAAAUGUUUGGCAAUGCUGAAGGGCGGCAGGUUGAUGGUGGGCAACAACGAUGGGCGAAAGUUGGACUGUCUGCAGGAGUCUGAAAUUGAGUUACAUCAAUGUGUUGAAAUAAAGAUAGAAAAAGAUGAAAGCGGACAAAAAGUUAUUGAGGAUAUGGCAGAUAUUGUUGAACAUUCUGUGAGUCAAAUGGUGCUUAAGAAAGAGUUUUCCAAUGAGACUGCUCUAAAAGGGCAACUUAAUGCUGACGACCUCCACGAAACGAACGUUAUGGAAAGCUCAAAUACACAAGCGAAGAUGUCAGACCAUGAUAACGAAGAUUCCGACGCAUCUAGAAAAUGUGAUGAGUAUGUCUCUGAAACAGAGAUAGAAGAAUAUAUCAUAUCCAACGAUUCAAGCUGUUCGAAGAAAACCUGCCGCAAUUCCCUGGAAAAAGAAACAAAAAAAUCUCUAUCUAAGUCCUAUGAAGACAAGGAAGACGAUGAUAUUGCUGUUCCUUGCACGCAGUGCAAUAAAAUUUUCAGCAAUUCCAGGGAAUUAGCACGCCAUUUACGCAAUACUCAUGUACCAGAGGAACAAAAAUGUACAUGUCCCAUAUGUGGUGCCAAAUUUACGCGUUCCUGUAAUAUGUACAAGCACAUGCGAACAUUGCAUGAUCCAGAAUCAGUGAAAGUGUUAUUGCCAGCAAGAGAAAAAGUCCAUCAAUGCGAUAAAUGUCCCAGAAAAUAUACAAAAAAGAAACAUUUAAAUUUUCACAUAAGGGCUAAACACAAUGGUGUCGAAAACCAAGAGAAAUCUGAAAUGGUGGAGGUGGCGACGACAAGCGCUGUGGAUUCUAAGAGAAAAUCUGAACUUCGUCCAUUGUGCUUUAUAUGCGGCGGUUCAUUUUCCAACAAAGCCCAUUUGAUUGUUCACAUGCGUCGGCACACUGGAGAAAAACCAUUCAAAUGUGAUUUGUGUGAUAAGGCCUUUCCUCGUAUUUCCGAACUGACUUGCCAUCGCCGCAUACACACUGGCGAGAAGCCUUAUAAAUGCAAAAUAUGUGAGAAAACUUUCCGGGUCUCAACCAAAUUAGCUACCCACAUGCGAUCUCAUACAAAUGAGAGACCAUAUAAGUGUAAACAGUGUGAGCGUAGUUUUAAAUACUCCAAGGAUUUGAAUAUCCACCAUCGAAUACAUACAGGAGAACGGCCGUAUCUGUGUACUAUCUGUGGCAGUACUUUUACUCAAAGCAAUUCACUUAAGGCCCAUCGUAUGAAAUUGGGACAUAUGGAAGAUAAUAAUUUCCUUAAGAUGUCUGUAGAUAACUAUAGUUUGCAGAAUCAGUGUCGUACCUGUUUGUGCCGAAUAAUGGGCUUGAAAUCCCUUUCACAAUUUGUGAUAGAAGAGAAGCCUAAAGAAAUGACAUAUGCCCAACUGCUUAAAGAAGUUACAAACAUCAAUGCCAUGGAGGACCAAGAUUUGGAAAUGCCUCAAUUCAUUUGCUGCUCAUGUUCAGAUAAAUUGGUGUCAUGUCAUGCUUUCAUAAAGCAAGCUAAGGAAACCAAUGACAAAUGCAUGGCAUUGCUUAAUGGGAAAAAGUUGAUUGUGGCCAACAACAAUAAACGAAACCUGGAGUGGAUGGAAGAAACUGGAACAGAUUCACCACUACAAUGUUUUGAAAUAAAAAAAGAAAUAGAUGAUAUGGAUCAAGAAUUUCUUGAUGAUAUGAGAAAGGAGAAUGUCGAAUCCUCUUUGGAUCAAUUUUUACUCAAAAACGAGUGUCUCGAUGAGACAAUUAUAAAGGAAGAAUUUAUUGCAGAAGAUUCUUACGCGAAUGUGGAAACUCCAUAUACCCAAGAGAAGCUGACCGAUGACGGCUUAAAUUCCGAUUCAUCGCAAAAAGAUGAUUUAGAAGUCUCACAAACAGAAAGCGAAGAAGAAAUAAAACAUGAGCUUAGAAGUAAGAACUGCGGAAAGUCUUCUCAAAGGGAAACCAAAAAUUCUGUUACUAAGACCUGUGAAGACGAAAAAGAUGCUGAUAUUGCUGUUACUUGCCUAUCAGCAUAUCAGCAAAACCAUAUGCGAACAUUGCAUGACAAGAUAUCGCCGAAUGGGUUAUUGCCCGCUAGAGAAAAAAACAAUCAAUGCGAUCUAUGUCCUCGAAAAUAUGCAAAUAAGAAACAUUUGACUGCUCACAUAAGAGAAAAACACUCUGGAGAAGAGUGUAAUGCUGCGGUUGCGAAAACUCGUUCAUUGUGCUUUGUAUGUGGCGCUUCCUUCUCAAAGACUUCCCAUUUGAAUUCUCAUUUGCGUCGGCACAAUGGGGAAACCCCAUUUAAAUGCGAUAUGUGUGAAAAAGCUUUCACUCAGAGGUUCGAUUUGAACAGCCAUCGCCGUGUACACACGGGAGAGAAGCCAUACAAAUGCGAAAUAUGUUCAAAAACUUUUAGAGACUCACACCAUUUGUGCUCCCAUAGGUGGUACCACAAAAAUGAAAGGCCUCAUAAAUGUAAACAAUGUGAGCUUAGUUUCAGAGAUCGCAAGCAUUUGAAAAGUCACAUUCGAGUACACACUGGGGAACGUCCAUAUACGUGUACUGUCUGUGGCCGUACGUAUAAACAUAGUAAUUCACUUAAGAUCCAUCGUAAGAAUUUGGGCCAUAUGGGCGAUAAUAAUAGUUAAAUCCUUUUUCUGACAAAAUAUAUUUAAAUAAAACAAAUAAA
This is a messenger RNA of Stomoxys calcitrans (stable fly), 3033 nucleotides long. RefSeq names its product zinc finger protein 761-like. The transcript is spliced from 7 exons. Gene Ontology annotation, molecular function: zinc ion binding; RNA polymerase II cis-regulatory region sequence-specific DNA binding; DNA-binding transcription factor activity. The record is from RefSeq and is a predicted model, not a curated record. NCBI's taxonomy places the organism in Eukaryota, Metazoa, Arthropoda, Insecta, Diptera, Muscidae. Gene Ontology annotation, biological process: regulation of transcription by RNA polymerase II. Gene Ontology annotation, cellular component: nucleus. The coding region runs from base 74 to 2992 and encodes 972 amino acids.